Williopsis jadinii is the source of this 1632-nucleotide messenger RNA. It is a transcript of the gene VMS1, whose product is annotated as Vms1p. The transcript has 2 exons. Bases 1 to 1632 code for a protein of 543 amino acids. The record is from RefSeq and is a predicted model, not a curated record. NCBI's taxonomy places the organism in Eukaryota, Fungi, Ascomycota, Saccharomycetes, Phaffomycetales, Wickerhamomycetaceae.
AUGUCGAGGUUUGAGCCAGAAGAACUAUUCGCAUACGACCUCUCACCGAGGAUCAUUGACUCCUUGGAGCUGAUGUACUUUGAUAGUUCCACGGUGGAGGAGGUUACAUUGGCGCAACAGCAGCAGCAGCAACAACAAGAGCAGAGUACUGUACAGGUUAUCAAACCCGUACAACAUAAGGACAGGGAAUACUACAACUCAGACAUCUACAAGCUGAACUUGAAAAGACAAAGUCGUGGACUCCCACCGCUGACAGAGUCGGAAUUUGAGGAGUUAGCAAGUGAACUCUUCAAUGAGAGUUUAUCCGGCUCUGAAGAAGAAGAUAGCGAGGAGGAUGGCGAUGACAACGACGAGCGCUACAAAACGGAUACACUUGACACGAUUUUUGAGAGAAGCAUAGCAAAGCUAGAACAGCUGAAAUUGGAACAAGAAGAGGAAGGUGUGGUUAGUCACUUGGCAACCAGGUCUCCAUUUAUCUUGUUCAAAUCGUCAUUGCUGGAUAGUUCACAUGCGUUUGGUGUAUACAAAUCUCUGUUCAGCGUCAAGGAAAUCAACGAUCCAAUAAACGCGUUGAAAUCAUGGCAGUCUCAACAGGGGAAGAAAUCUGCAAUAUUCAUGAUUGGUGGUGGACAUUUUGCCGGUGCAAUAGUUUCACAUGCUGUUAAAUCUACGAAAGGUCAAGUUUCAAAGACACCUUCAGAUCUGCUGUUAAACUCGGUUGAUUUCAUCAUGCAAAAAUCCUUUCAUCGUUAUACAACGAGAAGAAAACAAGGUGGUUCUCAAAGUGCAAUGGAUAAUGCAAAGGGUAAGGCAAACUCUGCGGGUUCAAACCUUCGUCGAGCCAAUGAGAUGGCUCUUCAGAAUGAAGUCCGUGAAUUAUUACAAUCUUGGAAGAAGCAGCUCAAUGAAUGUGAUUCAAUCUUCAUAAGAGCCAAUGGAAUGCAGAAUCGAAGAAUACUCGUUGGGUAUGAAGGUUCACCAUUCGCAAACGAUGACGACAGAAUAAGAAGUUUUCCCUUCACCACAAAGAGGGCAACCACUUCUGAAUUAAAAAGAGCAUGGUUGCAGCUGACCAGUUUGACAAUCACUGCAAAACCGAAGGUGGAUGAUAAAGUGUUGAAACAAAAGGCCUUACAACAACAGUUGAAACAAUCCAAAUCGAACAAAGUCAAAGAAACUGACAAGGUGACCCCAGAGGAGACCCAAACCAGGGAAAUUGUUGGUUUUUUGAAAAAGUCGAGAGGGCCCGUUUUGAUUACAUACAUGAAGAAGAAUCAAUUGAGUCCACAGUUUGAAUUACAACCGGAAUCGGAAUAUUACCAUACACCAACUGUUUUACACUAUGCAAGUGCACAUGGAUUGAAGAACCUUAUAGGCCCUCUCUUAAAGAAUUUGAAAUGCGAUCCAACAGCAUUGAACAAAUCAGGUAAAACUGCAUACGAUUUGAGUGCCAACGUUUCUGUAAAACAGGCAUUCCGUAUUGCGCGUUCCGAAUUGGGAGAAUCCAUCUAUGAUUGGGAAAGAGCUCACGUUGAGCCACCUUUAAAACGUGAAGACGUUGAAAGAGAAGAUCUGGAAAGAAAGACCCAAGAGGAACAAGAGAAGAAAAAGAACAGAAAGUUGAACCAGUGA